AUGUCUCUCUCACAAUCCCCAUACCUCGUCAACACCGCCGGCGUCAUCGGCCACCUCCUCAUCCUAGGCGGCUCCGGCGCAAUCUUCAGCCCUCGCUCAGUAAUCGGAGCUUUCGGCCUCGACACCCCUUCCUCGCCUGAAGCUCAGAAGCUAGUCGAUUUACUUAUCCCUCUGUACGGCUUCAGAGAAGUUUCGCUUGGCUUGUCUAUGGUUGCCGUUUGGCGAUACGGCAAUGUCAAGACUUUGGGUUUGACAACUUUGGCAGUAGUUGCCACUGCUCUUGGUGAUGGAUGGAUUGCGAGGAAGCAAAGGAAGGGGAUGGAGUGGGUGCAUUGGGGGUUGGCGCCGGUUGCGUUGGGGUUGGGAGCUGGGUUGCUUGGAUACCUUGAUUGA
This is a messenger RNA of Aureobasidium namibiae CBS 147.97, 393 nucleotides long. RefSeq lists its product as uncharacterized. The transcript has a single exon. Bases 1 to 393 code for a protein of 130 amino acids. The record is from RefSeq and is a predicted model, not a curated record. Lineage: Eukaryota; Fungi; Ascomycota; Dothideomycetes; Dothideales; Saccotheciaceae.